AUGACAGGACGGUCUGUCUUUCUCUCAUCCGCAUGCUCAUUCAUCCACGAGGUACCAUUUCUCCAGGAAAUCUGCGCGGAUAUCAAGGCUCCAAAUUUUGUCUUUGGGAUACUUCCUGGGUGGUGGGUCGGUGAAGGAGAAGGGAGGGUGGAAGAGCCUUAUAUAUCCCCUGACCGGUGGGAGAGAGAGCUUCGCAACUCCGGCUUCGAGAAUAUAAGGGUCACAAUCUUGGAUGCAGAGUCACCGUGGCAGCUUAAUGCAAUGAUUGUUGCAACGCCUGUCAAGAUUCCUGAAGCCAACUCCGGAGAGAAAUCCAUGACGGUCCUUUGUGACAAUGAAUCCAGGGUUUUGAGAAAUCGCCUUUCAGAACAGUUUCAUACCAACGGCUACCUUGUAACUUCUUGUUCUUUGGAUGACGAAUUACCUGAGCUUUCGAAAAAUAUCCUGGUUGUGCUGGGCAUUCACGCCCCAUUCUUUCAUGAAAUCCCUGCAGCAAGAUUUCAAGCCUUCCAGGGUUUUAUAAAAUGGAUUUCCGAGUCGAAAGUACUUUGGCUUACUCGCUCGUCCCAAAUCAACUGUAAUGACCCUCGCUUCGCGCAGACAAUCGGCUGCGCCCGCGCUCUUCGAUCUGAGCUCUAUGUUAAUUUCGCUACCUGCGAAAUCGAUGAUAUUGAACGGAGUCAGAGAGAUAUUCUUAUGGUGUUCGAAGAAUUCAUCAGCAGAAAACCCGAGGAUAAUCUCAACCCAGAUUACGAAUAUGUUUAUUCCAAAGCGUGA
Molecule: messenger RNA, 777 nt
Organism: Aspergillus tanneri
Lineage: Eukaryota; Fungi; Ascomycota; Eurotiomycetes; Eurotiales; Aspergillaceae
Exons: 1
Coding region: 1-777 (258 amino acids)
Source: RefSeq, a predicted model, not a curated record